GGAAAAACUCUUACUUCAAGAAGAAUGUCACAAUGGGCCCAACUCAAUUGAAAAUCCAAAGUUGAAAAAUACAAUUUAUUUUGGCUGAGACAAUGGGUAAAAAAACACAGAGGCUAGUGGAACAGACUACCUUUACAAAUAUUACAUCUCAGAUACUGUCCAGUGCAGUGAUCAAUGGUACUAAUUAAUGUGUGUUGACACUUUUGACUGUCCAAUUUCACUCACAAACCCACCCAAAUCAUGUUACUUAUUAUAUAUAGUAAUGCUGUGGUGAGCCAUUUUGCUCCAUCAAUUUGGGCAUGGCUGAAUUCAAUCAUCUGGUGCUGGUGAAGUUCAAAGACGACGUCGUCGUCGACGACGUCUUGAAAGGUUUGGAGAAGCUUGUCUCCGAAAUGGAUACUGUCAAAUCCUUUGUAUGGGGGCAAGAUAUCGAGAGCCCGGAGGUUCUAAGGCAAGGAUUUACGCACUCGUUCUUGAUGACAUUCGGCGGCAAGGAAGAUUUCACGGCAUUCGCCGCCCAUCCCAAUCACCUCGAGUUUUCUACGACGUUUUCUGCUGCGAUUGACAAGGCCAUUCUCCUCGAUUUCCCGGCUAAAACCGUCAAACCUCCUCCCGUUGCAGCUUGAUUACAAAAAGUGCGCUCAUACAUAACGGUUUUUCAAAAUGUCAGUUAUAUAUGCAGUGUUAUGCAUGAGAGUUUUUUUUUUUUUUUUUUUUUCUAGCAGUGAUGAUAUAUGUGAAGUGUGUGCACUGUGUGUGUUUGAGGUGCACUUGCAUGGUUUUUAUGGAUUCUGUUAGCCUAAUAAUGGAGUUCUCUUUUGUUUGAAUUUGUACUACUCUCCAUCACCAUUUGUAUCAGAAUUAUGUUGAAUGAGAUAUGGGAUUAAAAAAAUUUAGAUUUCUGUUU
This is a messenger RNA of Salvia miltiorrhiza (redroot sage), 907 nucleotides long. Its product is annotated as stress-response A/B barrel domain-containing protein At5g22580. The record is from RefSeq and is a predicted model, not a curated record. NCBI's taxonomy places the organism in Eukaryota, Viridiplantae, Streptophyta, Magnoliopsida, Lamiales, Lamiaceae. Bases 300 to 626 code for a protein of 108 amino acids. The transcript is spliced from 2 exons.